This is a messenger RNA of Lactuca saligna, 531 nucleotides long. NCBI's taxonomy places the organism in Eukaryota, Viridiplantae, Streptophyta, Magnoliopsida, Asterales, Asteraceae. The record is from the annotation of a GenBank genome assembly.
AUGUAUUCUAAGAAGAAGCUAAAUGAGGAAUUUAGUGUUAUCUUGGAAGAAGGUCCCAUAAUGGUUGGGAUUGUGGAAUAUGAAGAUGAACCCUGGCUACCCUUCAUGUUUGACAAUGACCCAGAACAUAACACUUCAGAAUCAGAAUUAUAUGAAGAUAAUGAUUUGGAUGAGCUGCAUGGCGACGAUGAGAAUUCAGAAACUAAUGAUAAUGAAGACGAGAACAUCCCGAACACUAACAUGGAGGAAACAGAAGAAGGAGAGAUCCGGGAUGAGGUGAACACCCCAGCGACGACCACCCCAACUGUUCCAUCCCUAGAACUUGGCAACGAACUGAUGACUCCAAUCCAUUCAAUGCACACUCCCUACAAGGAAUCGGAACCAAACAUGCCUCACCACAUGCCACGCACUCAGGGAAAGGAAUCGUCGCUAGUUUUAAUUGAAGAUACGUCACCCAUUGAUGUGACAUCCCCAUUUUCACGGCCAAAAAAGACCGAUUUGUUUAUGCUUUGUUUUAUAAAAUCAGAGUAA